AUGGGGAGGAUCAGCCUCAACGGCGGUGCGUCCACAGAUGACAAGAGCACGACCUCAAUUGCUGAAAGUGCUAACGGCCGCUCUGCUGUUGCCCACGUGCACAGCCCGCGACGCUCGCUGGCUCGCACCGCCUCGCUGCAGGAGAUACGCGUCGCGUACCGCUCUCUCUGCCGAAAGUGGCAUCCGGACGUAAAUAAGGACGCGGGAGCAGCCGCCAUGUUCAUGGACGUCAACCGAGCGUACGAGGCAGCGGUACAGGCGCAUGAGAAAGCGAGCAAGGCGAAGCCGCAACGGCCAGCGAGGAGAAAAGACGACUUCGACGAGUUCUGGGAUGACUUUCUGGGCGGCAAGCCGUCCACUCCCAAGGCGGAUCCGCGGAGAAAAAGACAAGGGAUGAAGGCGGGCACCGGCGGGGGAGGCGAGCGAAUGAGGGACCCCUUGGCGUGUUCCUCGACGCCCUCCAACGCGUCUCCACUGUCAGACGCGAUGCUGAGCGAGGCAACUUCUUAUUCCUCCAAUCUUCUCGCGGCUUGCCCUAUUAAUCGGCGACGUAUUCGCACCAGAAGCGCGGUUCCCGCAACAGAGCGCAUCAAUUACAGUGCUUCACCAGCAACCCACGUGUCGUCACCGCUUCGUUCCCUUGGACUCCGAUCAAUUCGAUAUAGUCACAUCCGUAGAAGUGGAAUUUGUUCUGCACAACCAGCCACCCGCGGCAAUCAGGCCAAAGCAGCCAGAAAUGCAGCAGACACUGUAUCCCUUAUUACGCAGAGAGAGCAAUUGCAAGAGCAAAAACCGGAUACAGAACCGGUGUCCGCGCUAGAAUGGGCUUCUGUAUUGACACAGGACGGAUCGCGACGGUGUUUGGUCGGACUGCUGCUCUUCCUCGCAAUUUCCGCACCCCCCUACGUCCCCCUUACUGUCUUCCCCGAAUCGCGUUUAGCUACCCUCGCCGCAUCAACAACAUCAUUUACGUUACGAGGAGCAGCACCUGCGGCGGCGGCGGCGACGGAAGACAGCGCUUCAACAGAAACGCCAGACCUCUCCGCCGCCACCCCCGCGCGCAGGUCUCCCCCGCGCGUGGUGCUCCCCCCGCCGCCGUACCUGCGCGCGGCGGACGUCGCGGCGGAGCGCGCAGCAUUUGAGUCGCGCGUGGAUAGGGCAGUGCGCGCACUGGAGGAUGGGCGGAGGGCGCAGGCGGAAGGUCGGUGGGCGGACGCCCUGGCGCUCUACACAGAGGUGCAGGAGCAAUACCCGGACCUGGCGCUGUCAGUAUACGGUAAAGCAGGGCGUGCUCUUAUGGAGUACCAAGUGGGUGACAUGCGCACGGCGGUUACCCGGUUACGAGUGCUCAGCGUGGAGUUCAAGGGGUACCCUGAGGUGCACGCAGCACUGGCAGCAGCGCUGUACGUGGAGGGAGGGGCAGCAGCGGCAGAGCGGCAGUUCACCAUUGCCACUCUCCUCGAUUCCCGCUACUCCAACCUCGCAUGGCUUGAGUCGGAGCGGCACUGGCCGGCCACGCUGCUGCUGCACAUGAAACGCUUCCUGCUGCUGCAGUGA
This is a messenger RNA of Closterium sp. Yama58-4, 1557 nucleotides long. Lineage: Eukaryota; Viridiplantae; Streptophyta; Zygnematophyceae; Desmidiales; Closteriaceae. The record is from the annotation of a GenBank genome assembly.